Molecule: messenger RNA, 288 nt
Organism: Capsella rubella
Lineage: Eukaryota; Viridiplantae; Streptophyta; Magnoliopsida; Brassicales; Brassicaceae
Product: putative defensin-like protein 307
Exons: 2
Coding region: 1-288 (95 amino acids)
Source: RefSeq, a predicted model, not a curated record
AUGGAGAAAUCAACUCUAAUAUUCAUUGCGAUUAUACUUUUUUCAACAUGUACACCGAUUCUAGCAAGAUCAUAUAUGCCUUGCAAGAAGAAUGAAGAUUGCUUUAAACUCAAAUGUCCAGCACCAUAUGGUGGCCCUCAGUGUAUUGUCCUUGGUUGUCAAUGCCCCCUUACAAAACCACUUAUUUGUAAGGAUCUCGAUGAUUGCACUGAAUAUUGCAGGUCAAGAGGUCAAGACGUCGAUAACUGUUCUGAGGGCUUUUGUUACUGUCUCAUACCUCCCAUGUAG